This is a messenger RNA of Manihot esculenta (cassava), 2056 nucleotides long. Its product is annotated as pentatricopeptide repeat-containing protein At3g60050. Gene Ontology annotation, molecular function: protein binding. Lineage: Eukaryota; Viridiplantae; Streptophyta; Magnoliopsida; Malpighiales; Euphorbiaceae. The coding region runs from base 416 to 1858 and encodes 480 amino acids. The transcript has a single exon. The record is from RefSeq and is a predicted model, not a curated record.
UUCUCAGUCCCUCGCAGCUGGGCUGGGUUUAUAUCUUGGCUUCCCUGCAUCCGUAUCAAAACCCUUGCAGAGAAACACUACGAAAACUCAGGCCAUGACUUGAGACAGCUUAAGAGCGCUGGACAAUCACAAGCUUCCUUGUACCAGGUAACUCCGAAGUCUGCUUAUUUUUUAGAAGUUCUCUCUGGUUGUCUUGGGAAAAUUUACCGAGUAAUACUUCUAUUCAAUGAACAUUUCCGGUUCAAAUUAAGCAAUUUUCUGCAUGGAGGUUUCCCAAUUUUAUGGGUUUUUUUCAAUUCGAUUUUAUAAGGGUUGUUGAACUCUGUGCAUUAGAAACGCCAAUUUGUUGGUGGGUUUAUUGGAUAUGUUCAGUACCUCAAGGUUGCAGAGAUAAUGGAUCUAAUCGACUCGAACAAUGAACACUAUAGCUCUAUUUGUUGCAAGGAUGGCUCCUUAUAGGUUAUCGUUUAGCUCGUACAUUUCGAGAAAACUGUGUGACUAUAGUUUUGAUUGUGAUAAAAGUGAGAAUGGAUUUGAGCACAUUGAUGAACCCUUGAAGAGAGUAUGCAGAUAUUCAGAUUUUGAUUCUUCUGGAUACGAAAUCAGUAAUGAAGAGCAUUUCACCCUGAAGCACCGAUUUUUUGAGCACGUGAGGAGGGAUGCUGCAAGCGUUCUUGAUAUUCUCAGACAAGAUGGCCUAGGCUUCGAUGCAAAAGCAGCAUUAAGUCAGUUGCAUAUAAGGAUGUCGGGGCUUCUUGUCAGGGAAGUCCUUAUGGGGAUUUUGAAGAACAUAAAUUAUGAGAAUAAAGAAAGGUCUGCUAGAUUAGGGUAUACUUUUUUCUUGUGGUCUGGUCAGCAGGAAAAUUACAGGCACACUGCGAAUACAUAUCAUUUGAUAAUGAAGAUAUUAGCAGAAUGUGAGGAGUUCAAGGCAAUGUGGAGAUUGCUUGAUGAGAUGGUUGAGGAUGGGUUCCCAACUACAGCACGGACAUUUAACAUAUUGAUCUGUAGUUGUGGUGAGGCAGGACUGGCUAGAAAAGUCGUGGAGAGGUUCAUUAAAUCAAAGAAAUUCAAUUAUAGGCCAUUCAAGCACUCUUUCAAUGCAAUUCUACAUUCACUUUUUGUAGUUCAUCACUACAAGUUGAUUGAGUGGGUACAUCAGCAGAUGCUAGUUGAGGGUCAUUCCCCAGAUAUUCUAACUUAUAAUAUUCUUAUGUGUGUAAAGUAUAGAUUGGGGAAGUUGGAUCAGUUUAAUAGAUUGCUUGAUGAAAUGGGUAGGAGUGGAUUUUCACCAGAUUUUUAUACUUAUAAUAUCCUUCUCCAUGUUCUUGGUAAAGGGGACAAGCCACUUGCAGCACUUAAUCUUUUGAAUCAUAUGAAGGAAGUUGGGAUCGAUCCAAAUGUCCUUCACUUCACUACUUUGAUAGAUGGAUUGAGCCGAGCUGGGAAUUUAGAAGCCUGCAAGUAUUUCUUUGAUGAAAUGAUAAAAUAUGGAUGCAUGCCAGAUGUUGUUUGUUACACUGUAAUGAUCACUGGAUACAUAGUGGUGGGAGAGCUUGAAAGGGCUCAGGUGUUGUUUGAUGAGAUGAAAGCGAGGGGCAACUUACCAAAUGUAUUUACCUAUAAUUCUAUGAUUCGUGGAUUUUGUAUGGCAGGGAGGUUUGAGGAGGCCUGCUCCAUGCUCCAGGAAAUGGAAUCCAGAGGAUGUAAUCCUAAUUUUGUUGUGUACAGUACCCUAUUGUGCAAUUUGCGGCAUGCUGGAAAGCUUUCUGAAGCUCGUAAAGUAAUAAGACAGAUGAUAGAGAAAGGGCAUAAUGUCCAUCUAGUCUCAAAGUUCAAAGGAUAUAGAGGGUGCUGAAGUAAUAGGCUGUCUCCAGUGGAGAAUUUUAAUGGUUAACUUCACUGGCAUAAUACUCAUAGGCUUGGCUCAGGUUGGAUCCUUGUACCUGCUGACCUUAAUAGAUGUCCUGGAAACUAAAAGGGUAAAUUUUAACCUUGUCAUUCUUUGUUCAUUGAGUGUAACUGAAAUGGAAAAGAAAGCUGUUUUUCUUUAUAA